AACACUAAUUGAAAAAAGUUCAAUAGCAGGCUAUACAGUUUCAUGAAUAUCCAACUUUAAUUUUUAAUGAUUUUAAGUUUUAGUAAAAAGGGUCCUAUUUUCAAUCUCAUCAGUUUUCUGUAUUAUACAGAACCUUUAUUUCUAACAUUGGGGAAAAGUAGUUCCCAUUUAAAAUUAUAAAAUAGGUCAACUGGUUACCAAAUACUUCUGCAUGACUAGUGCAAAUUAACAAUCAACAACUGUGUUGACAGAGACACUGCAAUAGGUAGUAAAAACUCCCUUAACUGUGUUUAAACAGAAGACUUCAUGCAUUGAGGAAAUAGACAGAUAGUCCACAUAGAAUUUGAUUUCAUAAUAUGAGAGAGCCCUUGGGAGAGAGGCACUUGGCCAUUAAUAUUGACAGCAUGUGAAGAAAUCCACUGCAGUCAUUAAGUAAACACUGCAAGCCCAGGCAAGCCCCUGGCGAAAUUUUACAACCAGGCUCAGAUUUCACUGAACCAAACUCCAAUGGACUGUCAGCUAGAGAGGAGUAGAAACGGCAUUUGUUUAGGGUAACACAGCCAAUUCACAAGGAUCCCGAAGCAGCAGCACUUCUCCAAAGCAAAGAAAUACCUGGCUACCGAGGAGGACUGCUAUUUAAAGACAAGCCUCAGGAGGGUGAAAGCAACACACAAGACUCUUACUAAAGUAUAUACUAUGAUUAAAAACUAACCGAUAAGAUUCAUACAUUUAAAAAAAGACAAGCCGAGUAAAUUUAAGCAGAUAUCCGACUGGUCUCGAGAAGUCUUAAGGUACAAUUUGAAAAUGGAUAAUGGUUUGCAGCGGAGCGGAGUAGCAGACGCCUACCCGUUGAGGUUGCUGGAAGGAGCAAGUAGCCUCAGAGCGCAGAACGCACUGUGCGAUGUUGCUCUGGAAGCCGAUGGGGUGGCUUUCCCAGCCCAUAAAGUCAUCUUAGCUUCGGCAAGCAGCUACUGCAGGGUUCUCUUCGUAGGCAACGCUGUAAACCCCGAAGCAAACAACGUGAAGCUGAAAGAUGCGAGCGCUCGAGGGCUCAAGCAAGUGCUGGACUUCAUUUAUACCAGCAAGCUGGAGCUGAGCAUGAGCAGCUUGGAAGACACGCUCAAGGCAGCUGAAAUCCUGCUGGUCCGGGAUGCCAUUAAGCUGUGCUUCAAGUUCUUGGACGAGAACCUGAACCAGGAAAACUGCUUGGAAGUCCUCAACAUCGCCAAAAAGUUCUGCCCAGACGAGCUGAGGCAGAAAGCUGCCUCCUACGUCGGCCGACAGUACAAAACGAUACUGCAAGACCACCAGCGCCUGGUGGAGCUUGACGAAGACAUUCUCCGAGACAUCUUGAACAAGAGCGAGCUCAGGGAGUACAGCGAACUGGAGCUCUUCGACUGCGUCAUGACGUGGCUGCGCCACGACAAGGAAAGAACCAAAGCGGCGAGGGACCUCUUGAAAAGGAUACGGUUCCCGCUCAUCCCCGCGGACGACCUGCAGAAGUUCGUCCAGGAGACGUCCAUCAUGAAGACCGACUCGGAGUGCUUCAGGUACCUGCAGGACGCUCUGAGGUACCACUCACAGCUGUACACUCAGCCCGCACUGCAGUCCCAGAAGACCCAGAUCCGCUCGGACUCGGCAAACCUGCUGGUCCUGGGGGGCAGGACUAGCGACAACAAAGUCUGCAGCGACAUCUGGGCUGCAGACGAGGAAUGCAGCGGAUGGAAAAAGCUGGGGGAACUGCGCACUCCUGUGUACAAUCACUGUGCUGUUGUUAUCGGUAACUUCUUGUUUGUUAUUGGAGGACAAUACAAGUUUGAAGCAGCAGGGAAGCAGCCAACAAAUGAAGUUUUUAGGUUCGACCCCCGCAAUGGCUCGUGGCUGCAGGUGGCCGGGAUGUUAGAGAAGAGGACUCGCUUCCACGCAGGCGUGCUAUCAGACCACAUCAUUGCCGUGGCAGGUGGCACCCUGCUGGGCAACCUCACCAACACAGUGGAAGAGUACAGGCCCACGGACAACAAGUGGGCUUUUACUGCGCCUUUCCCCGUGGCCGUGGCAGACCACGCGGGGACCACGCACAAGGGCAUCCUCUACAUUUCAGGAGGGUUCUCAGCAGGACAAUCUCUAAAUGACCUGUACAGCUACCUCCCCCGACUCAAACGCUGGGUCAUCAAUCACCCAAUGACAUUUCCCCGCUGUGACCAUGGCAUGGCUACAGUUGAAAACAAGAUUUUCUGUGUAGGAGGUCGGAAAUUAAACUCUUUAGACGACUGGGUGCAUGUGAACGAGACAGAAUACUACUGUCCAGAGUCUGAUCAGUGGACAACACUCAAGGUGUCUCCCUUUGACUGCUCUCAGUUCAGCCUGCUUGCACAUGGCUCCAAGCUCUACAUCACAGGAGGAGGGUCGCUGCGGGAAAUGAACAAGAAAGAGGGCGUGUUCAUCUACGACUGCGAGGGGAAGAGGUGGGAGAGAGCCGCUUCUCUGCCCGUGCCCCUGGUCGAUCACACAGCCUGCCUGCUGAAACUGUCUGCCGGGAUUGUACAGAAACUAAAAUCAGAGGAGAGAGCGAGCUCGCCCUUGCCCUCCUCCUCCUCCUCCUACACUAAAAAGUCAACUCUCAAUCUGUUUGUUAUGGACUGAGGUGCACUAAGGGAGACUGAGGGUGGGGGGGAUAUUAAAAAAAUAUGUUAGUGGAAAUAAGGAGAAUUAUUUAUAUAUGAAUCAGUCCAGAGGACAGUCCUUGCCUGCAGGGACCUGCAUUAUAUUGCCCUGUUGGUACCUAUAGUUCUUCCCUCGGGGUCCAUAGUUUCCCCACUAUGAGCUUCCUCACCAGUCCAUGUUUACAAUGUAUAAAAAUCAAACCAGAAAUUCAUUU
Messenger RNA from Acipenser ruthenus (sterlet), 2878 nucleotides. Its product is annotated as kelch-like protein 9. The record is from RefSeq and is a predicted model, not a curated record. NCBI's taxonomy places the organism in Eukaryota, Metazoa, Chordata, Actinopteri, Acipenseriformes, Acipenseridae. The transcript is spliced from 4 exons. Gene Ontology annotation, molecular function: protein binding. The coding region runs from base 805 to 2643 and encodes 612 amino acids.